AUGUGCUCGUUCCUCGUUCUGUUUAUUAAAACAAACCAGAAACAACUCAACGAAUUCGAAAAGAGUAAAGAACACCUGAAACUACGCGAACGUCUUUUCGCCCGCUUUGGUCCCUGGCCUGAUGACAAGCGUGCGACUGAUGCCGCAGAACUGAAGGAGCAUUUGGCCGCUCAGGAGUACUUCCUAGAGCACAAGGUCUAUCCGGGUGAGGAAUCUCUGGAGAACGCAGACCAGAAGACUCCGGGAAAAUUAAACACCGGAUUUUACACAGUACACACUAACCACGGUCCUCGGGAUCUUGGAGAUUUUGUCCUCUCGCGAAGUUCACCGCCAGAAGCACCAGAUGCCAGCGGAGAACCAAAGACUACAUGA
Echinostoma caproni is the source of this 372-nucleotide messenger RNA. Lineage: Eukaryota; Metazoa; Platyhelminthes; Trematoda; Plagiorchiida; Echinostomatidae. The record is from the annotation of a GenBank genome assembly.